GGGAGCGUCGCUGCUUUCUUGCUGGCGCUCGCGUCCGUCGGCUCGGCUGGGAGAGGACGAAACAAAAGGAAGAAGUCCAUGCCCGGAUCAGCGAUGGUGGGCAUUCCGGGAGCUUCUCAGUUUGCUGGUGAGAAGAGAGUAUCAGUGAUGCCAGGAUCCCCUGUGGAAGUCAAGAUACAGUCAAGAUCUUCUCCAUCCAGUAUGCCACCAUUACCACCUGUCAACUCCAGUGGCCCCCGGCCUGUUUCGUUUACCCCAGCAGCAUUAUCUAAUGGGAUGAAUCAUUCUCCCCCAACUUUGAAUGGAGCCCCUUCACCUCCCCAGAGGUUCAGCAAUGGUCCUGCGUCAUCUUCCUCAUCUUCACUGACGAAUCAACAGCUCCCAGCUACCUGUGGGGCUCGCCAGCUGAGCAAACUGAAACGCUUUCUUACCACCCUUCAACAGUUUGGCAAUGAUAUUUCACCAGAAAUUGGAGAAAAGGUCCGGACUCUUGUUUUGGCAUUAGUGAAUUCAACAGUGACAAUAGAGGAAUUUCAUUGCAAGCUUCAGGAGGCUACUAAUUUUCCUUUGCGUCCAUUUGUAAUCCCAUUCCUAAAGGCAAACCUUCCUCUCCUCCAGAGGGAAUUGUUGCACUGUGCUCGAGCAGCCAAGCAAACCCCUUCCCAGUACUUGGCCCAACAUGAGCAUAUUCUGCUGAAUACAAACACAGCCUCCCCAGCUGACUCUUCAGAAUUGCUAAUGGAAGUAAAUGGAAAUGGAAAGAGGCAUAGUCCAGACAGAAGGGAAGAGAAUAACUUUGAGAGAGAGCCAAUCCCUUCAGAGCCUCCUGCCAAAAGGGUUUGCACCAUUAGCCCAGCACCUCGGCACAGUCCAUCCCUCAUGUUGCCCAUCAUAAACGCAGCUGGGCAAUUUCACCCUACACCACCUCCUCUACAGCAUUAUACCCUAGAAGACAUUGCAACAUCCCAUUUGUAUAGAGAUGCAAGCAAGAUGCUGGAACACAGGGAUUUGCGAGAAAGACAUAGUAUAGGAUUAAAUGGAGGUUACCAGGAUGAACUGGUGGAUCAUCGCCUAACAGAAAGGGAAUGGGCUGAUGAAUGGAAGCAUCUGGAUCAUGCAUUGAAUUGUAUUAUGGAAAUGGUAGAAAAGACCAGGCGUUCCAUGGCUGUCCUCCGCCGUUGUCAAGAAGCUGACAGGGAAGAGCUCAAUUACUGGAAAAGACGAUGCAGUGAGCCCACUGAACCACGGAAAGGAGGGAGCGAUUCAGCCGUGCGUCAGCAUAGUCCUGCGAGCUCAGACACAAUCAACAGUGAAUCUCAGCGGGAGAGCAGUAGCAGGCCAGGAACAGCAGGUUAUGUCACAGAAGAGAUAUGGAAAAAGGCUGAAGAAGCUGUGAAUGAAGUCAAACGCCAGGCUAUGUCUGAAGUCCAAAAAGCAGUGGCAGAGGCUGAGCAGAAGGCAUUUGAAAUGAUCGCAUCAGAAAGGGCUAGAAUGGAGCAGACCAUUGCUGAUGCUAAACGCCAGGCUACUGAAGACGCUUUCCUAGUGAUUAAUGAGCAAGAAGAGUCUACAGAGAGCUGCUGGAAUUGUGGUCGCAAAGCCAGUGAGACAUGCAGCGGAUGUAACAUUGCUCGUUAUUGUGGCUCCUUCUGCCAGCACAAAGAUUGGGAGAGACAUCAUCGAAUCUGUGGGCAAGGCCUGCACAGCCAAGUUAAGCCAGUGUCCUUAUCAGCCAGUCGGUCUUCAGCUGCCACCCUCAAUGCAGUGGAUGGAAUAGCAAGUCCGGCUCUGGAAAAAACAUCCACAACCACGUCUCGAUCCUCCACUCCAGCCUCUGUAACAGCAGUAGAUACAAAUGCACUCUAAAAGGGAACUCUGCAUUCAAUACAUUUUGUUUGUUUGUUAUUUUGUACUUUGGAAAACAGAAACCUCAAUACAUGAUUCAAAAUUUAUAUUUCCGCACUUUGGACUUCAGGCAAUUUGUUGGGGAGGGCGGCUUUUUCCACAAUAUUACAGUGACAUUUUUAGAAAUCUAUGUUAGCCCUUCCAAUUUGGGAUCUCAGAAUGAUCUCAGUGGUUCCUGGAAUACGGAGAACUUUGUUUUAAUGGAACUUUCUCAAAAGAUACUCUGUGUUGAUAUAAUUUUAAGCUUCUAAUCUAGCAGAUUGUUCUCUCUUUUUAUC
Thamnophis elegans (Western terrestrial garter snake) is the source of this 2183-nucleotide messenger RNA. RefSeq names its product CBFA2/RUNX1 partner transcriptional co-repressor 2 (gene CBFA2T2). Gene Ontology annotation, molecular function: transcription corepressor activity. The coding region runs from base 79 to 1866 and encodes 595 amino acids. Gene Ontology annotation, cellular component: nucleus. Gene Ontology annotation, biological process: negative regulation of DNA-templated transcription; DNA-templated transcription. The transcript has 11 exons. The record is from RefSeq and is a predicted model, not a curated record. NCBI's taxonomy places the organism in Eukaryota, Metazoa, Chordata, Lepidosauria, Squamata, Natricidae.